AUGCCCCCAAAGCUAUUCCAGCCCUACGGCUCCCCGCCACCGUUCGAUUUUGACGAAUAUAAAGACUCCUUUGAGCUUUGGCUGCGGCAGUGGAAUAUAUUUUUGGCCUUAUCUACCAUCGAUACAGCCCUUCCUCAAACGGAGCGCGUGUCCUACAAGGCAAAUAUCCUCCUGUCCUGCUUAUCAAAGCCCACGUUACAGGCCAUUUGCACGAUGGGCCUGUCUGACAUCGAACUUGGGGACCCCGUUAUUAUUAUCGAUAAGCUUCGUGAACGGUGUAACGCUGGGAGGAAUUGCCACGUUUGGCGUCAUCAAUUUGCCCUUCGUAUCCAACGUGAAAAAGAAUCCGUGGACAGUUGGGAUACCCGUUUGCUAGGCCAAAUCGUUUAUGGCGUCCACAGCGACGAAGCUCAGCGCAAAUUAUUGCAGGAAGGUGCUACGCUAUCCCUCAACCAAGCUUUAUCAACACUGCGCACGGCCGAAGCAACACUGAUGCAGGCAGCUAACCUGCGGCAGAAAGAUUCACCAUCUAUCCAGCAAAUAAAAAACAACACCACCAAAACCGACACAAAGUCCGCAUCUCGUUCCCCACACCCAGCUCACCAACGCAACUUCCGGCGCGGCCCGCCAGCAGGUGCCCCACCGCACGGAUGUUGGAACUGCGGAGCCGAAUCGUUCCACCCAAAGUCUGAGUGCCCAGCUAAUGGGAAAGAAUGUGACAGCUGUGGCAUAAUGGGCCACUUUCAGAAAGUCUGCGCAAGAAAAUCUUUGAAACCCGAAACAGCGGGAAGCAUUGUCAUCGGAUCCAUUUUACCAGGAGAACUUAUUGAAGCCAGCGUCUCACCCGCAGACAGUGACACGCCUACAGCAGUAUUUUUCCUGCCCGACACGGGCGCUUCAAUCGAUGCCGUGCCACGUGCACUCCACCAAUCGCGGUUCACCGCGACACCACUUUUCCCUAUCACUACGCGGGCAGUAACGGCGACUGGUGAUGCCAUAACGUCAUAUGGCACCUUUCAGGCAACUAUCACCGUAGGACCCGUCAACGGAGGAACACCAGUACUUACCACCAUUCACGUCCUUGAAAAUCUCCAGCAACCGGUUCUAUCAAAAGACACGCAAAAAAAACUCGGCAUCCUUCCCCUGGAUUACCCCCAUUGGCGCGUUCAGCAAGUCACAACCUAUCCUACGGAUUUGGAGAAAGCCAAUAGGCUCAAAUCCUUAAUGGCUGCUCAUCCCCUUAUCUUUGACGGUAUAUGUCGUCCCAUGGUAGGCCCACCUUGCCACUUCCAGUUAGCCGACGGAGCCAUACCAUCCGCGAUGAGAGGAUCGCGGCCAGUCUCCAUCCCAUUGCUCCCAAAACUCAAAACAGAGCUGAAUUCGCUCGAAGAGCAACAAAUCAUCCGCAGAGUCAUUGAGCCGACGGUAUGGGUCCACCCUAUAGUCAUUGCUCCGAAAAAGGACGGCGGCAUACGCGUGUGCGUUGAUUUUACCCCUCUUAACGCCUUCAUCGUCCGGCCAAAAUUCGAAACGGCCACCCCGUUUCAGGCUGUCCGCUCGAUUCCAUCCGGGAUGCGCUUCUUCACUGUCAUCGAAGCGUUAAUGGGAUACCACCAGGUGCCAUUAGACGACGAGUCAGCGGCGAUGACCACCUUCUCUACCCCGUUCGGCCGCUAUAUGUACCACCGGUUGCCUUUCGGAGUUUGCCACGCCGGCGACGACUACAGCCGACGCGUUUCAGCUGUAUUCGAUGAUAUCUCCAAUUGCCGUCGGAUAAUCGAAGACAUCCUCAUAUUCUCCGAAACGUACGAAGAACACGUUUCUCUCGUCAAACAAGUGUUCCAGCGCGCUGCCGACAAUCAAAUCGCCAUCAACACCAGUAAAAUCAAAUUUGCGCAGCCGUCCAUUCUGUUUGGCGGCUAUAUCCUGAGCAGCACCGGCUUCCGGCCCAACCCGGAACUCUUAUCAGCCAUAAGUCGGUUUCCUAACCCCACCAACAUAACGGAAAUAAGAGCAUUCCACGGUCUAUGCCAGCAGAUGGGCAAUUUCUCCGACAAUUUAGCGGCAGCACUUGCCCCCCUCCUAAAAAAGAGUUUCCAUUGGGAAUGGACAACACAGCACGAAGCCGCCUUCAAUGCUGCCCGCUCAGAACUAUCGUCUUCCGCCGAGCUGUCUUUUUACGACCCAGCGCUACCCACGGCCCUCCAUGUCGAUGCCUCCCGCCUGAGAGGUCUCGGUUUCAUCCUCCGUCAGCAAGGUCCAAAUGGGAAAUGGAACGUGGUCCAGGCCGGGUCACGUUUUCUUUCAGACGUGGAGACACGCUACGCCAUGAUCGAGCUGGAGUGCCUGGGCGCGGCAUGGGCUAUGCAGAAGUGCCGGCAAUUUUUGGAAGGCCUCCCAUCAUUCCUCCUCCUCACGGAUCAUCGGCCGCUCAUCCCGAUCCUAAACGACUACAACUUAGAUAAACUCGAUAACCCGCGGAUCCUGCGCCUGCGUCUAAAAAUGCAGCGUUAUGCGUUCACUGCCCGCUGGAUCCCUGGAAAGGAGAAUUUAAUGGCCGACGCCCUCUCGCGUUCCCCUAUCCACCCCGCAUAUCCAGUGGAUGAACUGGCAGAAGGCCCAGCAUCAUUCUCCACCCGUGUGGCGCUGGUAUCCACCAUCGACGGCUCAGACCCCUGCACAAGCGACCCGCUUUUAGACAAAGUGUCAGCUGCCGCCGUGGUUGAUCCUGUCAUGAUUGCUUUACGUGACGUCAUCCGAUCCGGUUUUCCCAACGAGAAAUGCAACUUACCGUUGCCCCUUCGUCCUUUCUGGUGCGUCAGAAGCCUUCUCGCCAUCGACAAAGACGACGAUAUCAUCGUCAUGGGCUGUCGUGUCGUCAUUCCGGAGGCCGUUCGUCGCGAGGUCCUCCAAAAUCUCCUCUUGAUGCACCAGGGGGCAACAAAACUACGGCAACGGGCCCGCCGACGACCAUGUAUUGGCCGUCCAUGGAUAGUGAGAUCAUUACCGCAGCCCGUGCUUGCCACACUUGCGCUGAACAUCGUCCCUCACAUCCGCCGGAACCUUUGCUGCCACACCAGAAAGCGUCGCGGCCACCAAUUCAGUGGAUGGCCUCAUGUCAUCCUAUUUCCGGACAAGAACACCUCUGCGCGCAAGGUGGUCGACGCUGUCCGCUCCUUUUUCUCCUUUGGCGCGGGUGCACCAAUCAAAUUUUGGUCGGAUGGCGGAACCCAGUUUACUGCAGACGAAUUUCAAUCCUUCCUUCGUGAAUGGGGCAUCAGCCACGGCAUUUCCUCCGCAGGAUACCCUCAAUCUAACGGCUUUGCGGAAGUAUCUGUUAAGAGCAUGAAAAAGCUCAUCCGUGGAUCGUGGUCAGCGGUCUCCUUCGACAUGGACCAGUUCAGCAAAGGCCUCCUACUCUACCGCAACGCUCCGCUGUCUGGCGGAGCUUCUCCCGCCCAGCUAGUUUUUAAUCGGCCCGUCAGAGAUUGCCUUCCGGCCCACCGCCGCGCAUUCGCACCCCAAUGGCAAAAAUCGGCUGUACAACUUGAGAAGCAGGCCUUGCGUGCCCGCACCCUUCGUGCUGCCCAUUUCAACCUGCAGGCGCACCCUCUCCCUCCGUUUUCCAUCGGUGAUUCCGUUGUCAUUCAAAACCACCUAACUAAACGCUGGUCAACCCCUGGUAUCAUCGUCGAAACCGGCUCAUUUCGCGAUUAUUUAAUCAAGACCCCAGCUGGUCGGCUCUUCCGCCGCAAUCGUCGUCUUUUGCGUCGUCACUACCCCGCGGCGUCACCAGCCCCGCCUGUUCAUGGCCCACCGGAUUCUCCCGCACCCCCACCCCCCUCAACAACUUCCGCUCCCAAUCCGCCAAAGCCGGAUGGUCCAGCAACACCGGCAGCCGCCGCCCCUCGUCGUUCUACCCGGAUCCGCAACAAGUUCAACAGAAAAUAA
Molecule: messenger RNA, 3951 nt
Organism: Daphnia magna
Lineage: Eukaryota; Metazoa; Arthropoda; Branchiopoda; Diplostraca; Daphniidae
Exons: 3
Coding region: 1-3951 (1316 amino acids)
Biological process (GO): DNA integration
Molecular function (GO): zinc ion binding; nucleic acid binding
Source: RefSeq, a predicted model, not a curated record